This is a messenger RNA of Syzygium oleosum, 2434 nucleotides long. Its product is annotated as DEAD-box ATP-dependent RNA helicase 50. Lineage: Eukaryota; Viridiplantae; Streptophyta; Magnoliopsida; Myrtales; Myrtaceae. Gene Ontology annotation, molecular function: RNA helicase activity; ATP binding; nucleic acid binding. The record is from RefSeq and is a predicted model, not a curated record. Bases 51 to 2201 code for a protein of 716 amino acids. The transcript is spliced from 8 exons.
UCAUCGUCAUCUUCUUCUUCUUCUUCUUCUUCUUCUUCCGGGCAUGCGCAAUGAUGCUAGCGAAAGCUCCUUCCCCUCCAGUCAGCCUCAACUCCACACCCUUCAGCUCCAGCUCCAGCUCCAGCUCCGUCGCGUACCCUUUUUCCUUCCGCCCCCGUCUCCUCCCCUCCCGGGCCCUCGGUGCUCGCCGCCUCCCCGGCGGCAGGGCCCGCCACGUCGCCGUCCGGUCGGGGGGCUACACGAGGACGCCCUUGGGGACGCCGGGGGCCUACCAGCUGACCGAUGACGAGACGGGCGAGCGGUUCAUCGUCUGGGGCGGCAGCGACGACCCGGCCGACGCCCCGGUUCCGCCCGAAGACGUCCUCCGGUGGAAGCCCCCGAGGAAGAGCGGCGGCGGCGGCGGCGGCGGCGGCAGCGGGAGCCGCGGCCGUGGCGGCUCUAGCGGAGGCAAUCAUCACGGGUCAACCCUGCCAAAAGAUGAUUCUCCUACAGCAAGUGUGAGUGGUUUAGGCAGAAGUUUUGGACGAUUGAAAUCGCAGAGAGUCAAAGCUCUUGCUGAAAAAUCUUCGAAGCUAAAGCAAGCCAGUCACAAAGAUUAUGAAUCAGCAGCGGAAAAUGUACCUUUUGAUGUGCCUGAUCUCUCUAAUUCUAAAUUGGACCAACUGGGGAAAAAGAAGAAAGCAGCUAUCCUUGGACUUGGAGGAAAGGAUUCAGGUGCUUACCAAUCCAAAGCUGCCAAUGACACGGCAGCGAGGACUGACACUGAAGAUGUGGAUCAUUUAGUGCGCCGAAUGGAACCUGAUAAACAUGGCAUAUCUGCCACCAGAGUAGUUGGAACUGAGCAUUCAGUUCGUAGUUCUAAUGCAGAUUUCAGAGGAUGGGGCAGGGGGGUUUCCCUGGAUGACUAUAGAUCCGAGUCAAAAGAUCUAUACUUGCAUAGGAAAGUUUCCUCCAAUAGCGACUUCCAUAGUCGAAAGUCCUUUGAAGAUUUGGGUUGUAGUGACUUUAUGAUUGAAUCUUUGAGGAAGCAGCGUUUUCUGCGCCCCUCACAUAUUCAGGCAAUGGCAUUCAAACCUGUUAUUGAGGGAAAGACUUGUAUUAUAGCUGAUCAGAGUGGUUCGGGAAAAACGCUGGCUUAUCUUGCACCAGUAGUCCAACGUCUCAGGCAAGAAGAGCUGCAAGGACUUAGCAAAUCCUUCUCACAAAGCCCUCGAGUUGUCAUUUUGGUUCCAACUGCUGAGUUAGCUUCACAGGUUUUGAGUAACUGCCGAUCCAUAUCAAAGUUUGGGGCUCCAUUCCGGUCUAUGGUUGCCACGGGUGGUUUCAGGCAGAAAACUCAGCUGGAAAAUAUAGAAGAAGGUGUUGAUGUCCUAAUAGCCACUCCUGGUCGCUUCAUUUUUCUCGUUAAAGAAGGCUUCUUGGAGUUGAAGGAUCUUAGAUGCGUGAUUUUGGAUGAGGUGCAUAUUCUCUGCAAUGAUGAGGAGUUUGAAGCAGCUUUUCAAAGCAUAAUCAAUUCUUCACCUGUCACCACACAGUAUCUGUUUGUGACAGCCACAUUGCCAGUAGAUAUAUAUUACAAAAUAGUUGAAAUUCUCCCCGACUGUGAAGUGAUCAUGGGACCUGGCAUUCAUCGGACAAGCCCUCACCUCGAAGAGUUUCUCAUAGAUUGUAGUGGAGAGGAAGACAGCGAAAAGACUUCAGAUACUGCAUUCCUGAAUAAGAAGUCUGCUCUUAUUCAGCUUGCGGAAGAAAGCCCAGUAACCAAAACGAUUGUUUUCUGCAACAAGAUCGAGACAUGUCGAAAAGUUGAAAAUGCAUUGAAACGCGUUGACAGAAAAGGUGCUCGUACAAGAGUUCUACCUUUUCAUGCUGCUGUUUCACAAGAGUCGCGACAGGCAAAUAUGAAAGAGUUUGCUGCUUCUCCAUCUAAAGAUGUCUCCUUGUUUUUGGUUUGCACCGACAGGGCGUCACGAGGAAUCGACUUUACCGGAGUGGAUCAUGUUAUUCUCUUUGACUUCCCGCGCGAUCCGAGCGAAUAUGUACGCCGUGUUGGAAGAACAGCGAGAGGUGCUAAAGGGAAAGGCAAAGCGUUUGUCUUUGCAGUUGGGAAGCAAGUUUCCCUGGCAAGAAGGAUAAUGGAGAGAAACCGGAGAGGCCAUCCCUUGCACGAUGUGCCGUCUGCUUAUGAGUCGAUGAGGUGAGACGUACGUGCACUAAGUGGGAUCAAAUUCAUGCCUGUAGUGACGGGAGUAGAUCCCAUCAGUCCAUUCUUUUCUCCUGCAUUUUAUGGACGAGCGGCGCGCGGCAAGAAGUGAAGACGUAAAAUGUGUGUCGUUUGAUGAGAUUUUGGUUCUUCCAUUUUGCAUCUACAUGUAAAGGGGGAUCACAGAAGAGUGUAUGCAAUGAAGAGCUUGAUAUCAAGGUUACAAACCAA